Molecule: messenger RNA, 633 nt
Organism: Ostertagia ostertagi
Lineage: Eukaryota; Metazoa; Nematoda; Chromadorea; Rhabditida; Trichostrongylidae
Source: the annotation of a GenBank genome assembly
AUGGAAAGAGAUGUGGUUUCGGAGAGCACCCGUAAGAAGGUGAAAGUGGAAGUAAUUGACAUAGAAGAUGAUGACGACGUAAAUCACGAUACAACAACAACGUCAUUCAGUCCAGCUCAGCCCUGCAGACCUUUUCAAAACGAGCCAGAAGCAUCGUCGCUCCAAUGUGAUCCUCAAAACGCUUUAUUGAUGAAAUUCCAAAAGCUCAAUAUCGUGAGGAUAGCCGAUGCUUCAAAGCAGAUGCGUUUCGCCGUAGGAUCGUGUCGCAAAACAGUACAGGCCAUCAUUUCGGAUAUUAUCGAUUCACUUAGAAUAGUAGAUGGAAUGUGGACUAUGAAGGUCAGUUUGUUUUAUUGGUCAGCAUACAAGACGAGUCGGUCGAUGGAUUUCGUGUGUCUGGUAGAUAGUCCCACACUGUCUUCUCUUAUCGGUUUGACGCCAUCUGAAGCAAUGGAGGUACGCGCAUCCAGUGACAUAGAGCGGCGCAAGGAUGGUCAGCGUCGUUUGGGUGCGGUUGAAGAACAGUUGAAGCGGCUCGAUCUGCUCCUGGAAUUGGAACUGUUCAGUGGUGGUCGCGCAGAUCCCGUAAUCCGCAGCAUUCGAACUUUGAUGCAAGCACUUGAUGUUUUAUAG